Ostrinia nubilalis (European corn borer) is the source of this 1929-nucleotide messenger RNA. It is a transcript of the gene SCRB4, whose product is annotated as protein peste-like. The transcript is spliced from 10 exons. Lineage: Eukaryota; Metazoa; Arthropoda; Insecta; Lepidoptera; Crambidae. Gene Ontology annotation, cellular component: cytoplasm; membrane. Gene Ontology annotation, molecular function: scavenger receptor activity. The coding region runs from base 241 to 1710 and encodes 489 amino acids. The record is from RefSeq and is a predicted model, not a curated record.
GUUUGGGCACGGCCUGACGCGUCUUCUCACAAAGUUUUGGAUCGCGCGGUUUCCUACGAACGCAUUUUAGUAUUUUUAGUUUAUAUUUAAUUCAUUCCAUUACGACUCUACCAAGUUUCAAUCAAUGAAGUGACAAGAAUUUCAUUCAAUACCGUGUUUUGGAGAUGAGUGUGUUGUUUUAAAACUGUGCAAGCUCGGAUUUCGGAAAUUGUUUUAAAUUUUCACGCGUGAAAAGCAAGGAUGCGCGGACGCACGCCGCGCUGGCGCUGGAUCGUGGCGGGCGGCGGCGCGCUGCUGGCCAUCGCAGCCCUGGGCGCCGCCCUGGCCUGGACCGCCAUCUUUGAUUCUGUGCUGGCUUCUCAAUUAGCCCUCAGCCCGGGCUCCCGCUCGUACCGCGACUGGGUGGCGCCCUCCAUGCCGCUGUACUUCGAGGUCUACCUCUACAACUGGACCAACGCGGAGAACUUCCCGCUGGAGAAGCCCAACCUGGUGCAACUUGGUCCAUACCGGUUCCGGGAAUACCGGCGGCACGUGAACAUCACGUGGCACCCCCACAACGGCUCGGUGUCGUACCGCAACCUGAAGAGCUGGCACUUCGACCCCACCAGCAACGGGACCCUGCAGGACAACAUCACCACCUUGAAUGUCAUCGCCGCUUCAGCGGUCUACCGGUCGCGAUUUUGGGGCUUCUUCCAGCAAAAAGGUCUCUCCAUGGGCCUCGCCAUGUUCGGCCAACACAUCUCCGUGUCAAAACUAGCCAGGGAACUGCUCUUCGAGGGUUACGAAGACUCUCUCCUGGAGCUGGCGAAGAGCCUGCCACCCAGCACCACUGGUGGUGCACCCCCUAUCGACAGAUUUGGGUGGUUUUACGAGAGGAACAACUCCCUGGAUAAUGACGGCUACUUGGAGGUGACUACAGGACAAGUCAGAGGCACGCUGCCGGGGCAAAUCGUCAGGUGGAACCACGAAGACCACCUCCCGUUCUACGAGGGCGAGUGUGCCAAGCUGUCAGGCAGCGCCGGCGAGUUCAUGUCCCGGAGUUUAGACGAGGACUCGCAGCUGGAGAUGUUCAUCCCGGAGCUGUGCCGGACCGUGGCCAUGGACUACGAGGAAAGUGGAGAGCACGCCGGCCUCAUGUACCACAAGUACGGCAUCUCGCGCUCCAGCUUCGAUAACUCGUCUGUGUCGUCCAACAACGCGUGCUUCUGCAACGGCGCGUGCGCAUGGGGCGGCGUGAUGAACGUGUCCGCGUGCCGCUUCGGCUCGCCGUCCUUCUUGUCGCUACCACACUUUCUGCACGGGGACCCUGAGCUCAGAGACAUGGUCACAGGCAUGGAGCCAGAUCCUGAGAAGCACUCGUUCUAUUUCGCUGUGGAGCCGAGAUUGGGAGUCCCUCUGGAUGUCGCAGCGCGGUUUCAACUUAACAUUUAUUUGGAGCCAAAUCCUAAUGUUGCUCUCUACGAGAACGUCCCACGCAUGCUGUUCCCAGUCUUCUGGGUGCAGCAACGAGUGCUAAUCGACGAAACCGUGGCAGUUGAGCUAGCCAUGGUCCGCAGCAUCCUCGACUGGGGGGCUACCGUGUGCGCGGGCGCAGCUCUCGCGUUUGCCACCGUCGCCGCCCUAGCCACGUGCUUCCCGAAGAAGAAGCACAAGGUGGACUUAGCAGCCGAGAAGCUGAAGGAAGACGAGCUCAAACUGAACCCCAUGUGAGAGUAGUGAUGUGCGUGCACUUUUAGGGGCCAAUAUCGCGAGACAGACAGUGGGAAUAUUGCCAUGAUUUGAAUAUUGCGUUGUCUUAAGAUUAAGAUUAAGACGUUUCAAAACACAUUUUUACUUGGUCAGUUUAAAUUAUGACUUUUGGAAUUGUGGCUUCGUUACAGUCAUUAUAUUGAAAUUAUUGUUCAUUCUACUGAAAUACUCACAUGCAGG